CGCUUCUACAUGGGGCUGCAUGAAAUCCGAGUGCCAGAGAGCCGUGCACCAGCUGACUCAAACUCACAGGAGAGACCUGAGCCAAACAGAUGGUGUACAUGUAUAUAUGCCGUGCAUCCAGACUGUUCAUGGCUAUCACCCAACAUCCUUCUCUUUGCUCGUUCGACUGCACGGCAGCAACAAGACUGUCAACUUGAAAUACAUCUUUUCUUCUACACCGUAUAGGCUUGAAACAGCAUUUCCCGGCAAUCAAGAUGUGCGUCUACGGCAUAACACGAGCAGUAUAUGUAACAUGCCGUCAGAACCCGGGUCAUCAAAGUGAAACGCGGGUGGUUAGCAGAUGCGAGGCCUCGCUGAAAGCGAAAUCAGCCUGUCGCGAGCCGGAGCAUGUUCAGGCGCUCGACAUGUUACCUUCUCAAAAGGGUGGGCCAUGCCCUUUUUGCCGGGAUUCAGGAAUGGUAAUGGAGGUCCCAAAGAUCAAGUGGGUGGAACGUUCUAGGUAGUAUGAGGAUUCGCUCCUUUGCGAGCCCGGAGGGAAAUGCCAAAUGAAAGUCUGGCGGUUGGAAUGGAAAGUUUCGCACGUCUUGUUGAACCGCAACUGGAUGGGUAUAUGCAAAUGUUCGCAUUGGUCUCUACUACCUGUAAUGUACUUGCUCAAAUCUACUCCGUACGUAUGAAUCAGUGGAGAGCACUCGGUAUUACGGACCGUCGAUCUCCGGACGACGCUCUGGCUGUGGAAUACCCUUUCCUAAAAUGGGCUAGUUCAACUCGUUGCUUGGCAUCAAAUGAGAGCGCGUCCAGAAAAUUGUCUUCCCAACAGCGACACGGUACUUUCAACCUCUUGGACUUCCACCUCACCUUUCGUACGCUGCCAUCAUGGAUAGUGAUCGCACCUCGGUUAACGCUCUGUUCUCGGAGGACUUGCUUGAGUUCCUCGCAUCCGGCAAAUCAUCCGUGGCUUAUGGUAUCGAUGACGAGCGAGUCUUGAAAGACUUUCACGAUCGCGAGCUGAUCGAUGUUGAGCGGCGAGUGUAUAUACGCCUUGGCUUACACCCGAACAUUCCUAAGUACCUCGGAAGUGUGGGCGAUGGUAUCCUCCUUGAGCGAGGCCAGGUCCUUCGAAAGAUUCUACAACAACAGGGAGCCGACCUAAUUUCCGUGGAGAGGAAGGUCCAAUGGUUGACGCAAGCCGCCCAAGGACUACAGUACAUACACGAUAACAAUAUUAUCCACGCUGAUGUUGGAUGUCACAAUAUGAUCUUGACAAGGCAGGGCGAACUGAAGAUCAUCGACUUCGAAGGCUCCAGUAUCGACGGCGGACCAGCCGACUCUUACUAUGAAUGGUUCAGCUACCGACGACCACCGUCAGAACCUAGUGUGGGGACAGACAUCUUCGCGUUUGGGUGCGCGGUAUACGAAACUAUAACCGGGCGGCCUCCCUACCACGAGCUCGAAUCAUCUGAAGACAGUCGGAAGCUUAUCCACGAUCGAUACGAUGCGGGUAUCUUUCCCGACGUCGCAUCUUUGCCGCUAGGAGCAUUAAUGCAAAAGUGCUGGCACAAUGAUUUUACUUCCAUGAAUGAAGUUGUCCAGGAAAUCCGGGUAUUUGGCCAAUUAAGUCUACCCGAGCAAAUUCGGUCCCUCAUCGUCAGGGCCGCCGCCAUGUUCACUUCAAGUUGUAUCUCCCUGAACAAUAGAAAGCGACCGAAUCUGCCAUAGCUUCUGACAUACUCAGCACCGCGGCAAAAUGAAGAUACGUCAUGAGCUGAGGUCGAAAGGCGGAUUUUCGGGUCUCGAUUUGAUGGUCUACUGCAUUCGCGCUUUUCUAUUUCAGUUCAUCUGGGAGAAGUGUGGGUGAAUUCUCAGAGUAGAGAUGAGCGGUAGACGUCAACGACGUCAGCUACGUCGCUUCCUGUAUGGCCUUUGGAUGGGACUUGACUGACAUGGAGUGAGGUUUUGGAACUUUCGGAACCUUGGUGGAACUUGUAGCACGGAGAAUGCCGGAGGAAACACUUUGUCCUCGCCGUACUGGCCAGCUCUCUGUAUCUACGCCGCAACCUUUUCGAAGACCUCGCCAGCAGGCGUGGUUGUACUGCCUUGACUGAGCCGAAUAAGACCACCUCCAGCGGCGCAGGACUACACGGAACGCCUUGACAUUCAGGUCCAAUCUUAGCGCUGCGCAAACCGUCAUUUCAGAAUCUCAUGGAGCAGCUGCCCGCCUUGGGCAGCUAACUCCAUGGGCUUGCGAGCGAGGUCUGCAGCUACUAUUUCGCAGGUCCUCAACUGCUGGUAUUCCUGCGGCCAAAAGAUUCGCACUGAAGAUUGAUUCGCACGGUUGAGCGAAUUUCGCGACAGCGGUCUCUACACCCUGCUCGCCAGCGGCUGACUCUUGAACACAAGGGUCGCGACAAAAUGGUGGCGCCGGGGCCGCAGAUUGCACAAGCGUCAUGAAGCAAGGUAUAGCCAGUCCUGAGUCCUUCAGAUUUGCGAUUCCGGAGGCUGCGCAAAUGGGAGGCGAUAGUCUUAGGUUCUGCAAGUGUUCUGCAAGUGUACUGCCAUUUCCGCGAUAACUCGGUGUAAUGUACCUUACUAUCAUCCGUGAGAUCCAUGACAUUCUAGCUUGUCCACCAUCCAUCGUAAGUGGUGUUCCAAGGGCCAUGGUCAGUAAGAAGUCUCAUCAGUCUCGUGGAUCUCGAUAUCUGCAGACCAAAAUGGGGAUUCGAGGGGCAUCACGCAAGCACCCAGCCUCCCCCAGCAUUCAAUCAAUUCUCGAGCUGUUUUCCGCAAAGAUCCUGCUCCCCCAGCACCACCGACAGGUCUUUGGCUGACGCGAAUCCUUUCGUCCAACAUCUCUCGAUGAUAGGGCCUAACCAAACCCCACCGGUUUCUGGUAGAGUAUCUCGUCGGGGCCAGAUAGUUGAAUCUCCUACUUCCUUCCAUUCUUGAUAGAUGUCAAAAGCACAGCGUUGACUAGUUAUCAUCUCGAACAUUGUCGCUCCGAAUUGACCGAUGUCGGUAUAAGUUGAAAACCCUGCAUCAUCAUGACCUUCCAAGUCCCAGUCCAGAGGCAUGAGUGUUGACUCGGAGAAGUCGAUAAGUCUGAUCGUCUUGUGACUAUCG
This is a messenger RNA of Exophiala mesophila, 3120 nucleotides long. RefSeq lists its product as uncharacterized. Lineage: Eukaryota; Fungi; Ascomycota; Eurotiomycetes; Chaetothyriales; Herpotrichiellaceae. The transcript is spliced from 2 exons. Bases 877 to 1719 code for a protein of 280 amino acids. The record is from RefSeq and is a predicted model, not a curated record. Gene Ontology annotation, biological process: protein phosphorylation. Gene Ontology annotation, cellular component: cytoplasm. Gene Ontology annotation, molecular function: protein serine/threonine kinase activity; ATP binding.